Messenger RNA from Patiria miniata (bat star), 4453 nucleotides. RefSeq names its product monocarboxylate transporter 12-like. Gene Ontology annotation, molecular function: monocarboxylic acid transmembrane transporter activity. Bases 225 to 1634 code for a protein of 469 amino acids. Lineage: Eukaryota; Metazoa; Echinodermata; Asteroidea; Valvatida; Asterinidae. Gene Ontology annotation, biological process: monocarboxylic acid transport; transmembrane transport. The record is from RefSeq and is a predicted model, not a curated record. The transcript is spliced from 5 exons.
ACCACUGCCGAGUUCACUGCAGGUGAACUCUUGGGCUCACGAUUAACAGAUAAUCUGCAUCGAUCGUCAUCGAGUAGCCCACACAGGCAGAACUUCGCCCAACUGAAAUUGACUCACUGCAUGCAGCUGCCGUCAGAAGGCCUAUAGUUGGAACAGGACGCCGUCAGAAGACCUAUACUAUAGUUGGAACAGUGGUGAAAUCCAGCAAGAUCUUUUCAGCAAUCAUGCCUCUCCUUCGAGGCCGAAAGCUGCACUUCUUGCAUCGGGGCAGUUCCGCAGAUCGAGUAGAUAGUGUCCACGGGAUUGUGAUCGUUUGUACGGUGUUCACCGCUCACCUUCUGUGCAGCAUGAUGACGAGAUGUGCUGGUGUCCUGUACCUCAGCUGGAAGAAUGAAUUCGGCUCCAGUGCCUCACAGACAGGGGCCAUUGCUAGCAUCAUGUCAUCCUUCUCUUACUUUGCGGCUGUCUUGGCUGGAAUAGCCUGCAAUCGAUGGGGAUGUCGCACUACCUGGAUACUUGGAGGAUUCAUGAUGUUUGUAUCCUCGCUGCUCAGUUUUUGGGCAUUUCAACUAUAUCAGAUGUACAUCAUUGGUGCCUUCUUGGGUACGGGUGUAGCACUGUGCUUUAUAUCCUCCAGUAUCGCUGUAGCGCAAUAUUACAAGAAGUAUUACGCCAUAGCUAUGGGUUUCACGACUGCAGGUACAUCCUCGGGAAUGAUCGUGUUCCCGCCUCUGUUUCGCCUACUGCUUGAUACUUACGGAUGGAGGGGAACCAUGCUUAUUACGGCCGGACUAUCUGCAAACAUAUGUGUAGUUGGCGCCUUUUACCAUCCUCCCUAUACAGAAAGGCGGAGAAGGAUCAAACAACCUGAACCAGACGAGCAACUGCAAGUCAGCCAGACCGACAACGAAUCAAUUCGGAUGGAAAUACAUCCUAAGUCACAUGAGCAUGCCGGUAGACUUGACAAAAAGAAGGGCAGAUCUUUGCUGACACUCGCUUCAAGUCUGGCCUCAGAAUUAGGACUGAAUUUGGUGCGGAGGAGUUAUCGAUUUACUCUCUUCUGCUUGAUUGGCAUGCAAUUCAAUAUUGCGUAUUCAUGCUUCCUGGUAUUUCUGGUACCCCGGGCCCAGUUGUGUGGUAUUGACGAGCAGAAGGCACCAUUUCUACUCAGUCUGUUUGGAUUUUGCGGUCUGGGUGCACGGGUUGGCUCGGGCUUCUUCGUUAGCCGAAAGAUACCUGUUGAGGUGACAUACACAAUCUCUAUAAUUCUGAUUUGUGUUGCUGCAUUAUGUACUCAAGCCGAGACCUACGUAGCCUUCGCUGCGUCUGCCUGCAUUGUUGGCGUAGGGACCGGAGCUAACAAAGCAAUGUUCAUGGUAUUACUACGCAAGAUCGUUGGGUUGUCCAACAUGGCGUCAGGAUGCGGCAUAUCGUACAUGUUUGGCGGAAUUGGGGAUCUUUUAGGUCCAAUUUUUGCAGGUAUGCUGUACGACAAAACAGGAAACUUCACUGCUGUAUUCUACGUCUUGGCUGGUCUGGUCGCUGCUUCCGCCCUGCAAAUGUUGCUUUUGCCGUUGCUGGGGAAGAUUGAGCCGGGUCUUAAAGAGAAGGAAGACCAGCCAGCGGAGGUUUAGCUGUUCUCUGACCCAGUCUUCUGUCUAGUCUUCAGUUGCAUCAAGUACGUUGGCAAAUGCUGGCAACAGACUUAAACGUAGAUCUAGAAACUUUGUUCUGAAAUGCUAAGUUUUUUGCCUUUAUACGAAACUACUGAAAUCCAAACAAAAAGCAUUUAUACAAAUCAAGUUAAUGACUGAUUUGAAAAGAUCGGUUGAUUGAUCCGCCCACUGUGUAUCUGUAAGUCACGUAAUUGUAUGCCUUCAAAAUGUCAUUCUAAUUGAUGUUUUUUGUUCAAGUUGAAAUGCACGUAUAUGGCCCAUUUACCUAAAUAUAGUUCUUCGAAAUGUCAUUUGAAUGGGUGUUUCGAUGCCCUUUGGUUUUCCCGAUGGAAAUUACUAUAUUCAUGAGCAAAACUGAGAUAUCUUCUUUAGACGAAGCACCGGUCUUGCAACUGCCUGAGCAGAAGAAAAACAGUGUUUUCGUUUUGGAGGUGGUCGACUCCCUCUGUUUUGGUGUAGGAUAAGCACGAAGAAGGUUUUAUGUAAAAUGUGUCACAUUGAGCCACAUUUUUGGUUCAUUAUUAUUAUUAUUAUUAUUAUUUUGCAUAAAUUAGCCCGUAAGCUUGUAUAGUAAAGUGCCACGUAAUACAUGUACCAGCAACAGCUCAUAAGCUUCUUUAAAGAGAUGGUUCGGAAGCCUAACCAACGUACCGUGUUACCCAAGUAAUACUCUUGUUUACACUUUACUUGAAAUGAAAACCCUAUUUGUACUAGUGUGCUCCCAAAUAAUAUCAUAAUAAUAUUACAGCUUUUGAUACAUUUCUUCACAGUGUUAAAACGUAGGACACUCUUUAAUAACUUCCUUACACUGAAUCGGUGUAAUAUGCAACUUUCCAAGUUAUGAGGGCAAACUGUCAAUCAAGUUGCAAAAGCCCGUUCGACUGGAGUUCGAGCAGGGAUCGUUUUCACAUUGCUGUGCAAGUGACGUCAAGACUAACUAGUAAUUGGAAAAUCGUGUUUGAUCGAACUUGCUCCUUCAGAUAAAUCUGCCUUUGUGCUGUCGUAAGAGUUUCUUGUGAAGAAAAGUUUUGCUAUUAAGUUGUUUGCUUGAAUCUUACAUUGUAUGUGAGCUGAUAUUGUAACAUAUUAUUUCAGAAAAUCUUAAUUCUGUUUCUGGAACCGUAAAGAAUAAUAACAUGAAAUGCACGUGUUUUGAUGGGGCGAUAUUUUCAUUGUUUUCCCGAAGAACCAAAUGUCCGAAGCAGACAAGUACAAUUUUUUUUGUACUAUCACUAUCAAUGGUGAAACAAGGGUAUUUCAAUGGAAAAGGGCAGUCUUUAGAAAAUAUUGGGGGGGGGGGUGGUAAAUACGCCUAUAUAUGCUAAAAGUAAAAAGGUCUUGCGGCGAGCGUCCGGAAACCUCAAGUAUGGAACGCCAAAGUGGCCUUCGACAGUUCGAUGGAAUGAUGAGUUUGCCGAAUGAAAUGAAGAGUGUGCCGAAUGGAAUGAUGAGUCUGACGAUCGAAUGAAGAGUCUGAUGAAUGGAGUGAUAUAUUGAAGGCAGCUUUGGUGUUCCAUAUUCGCGCGGCUCGGCUAUGGGCAUUUCACAUGGGGUUGCCCUUUCUCUUGCUAUAUUUUUUGGGCAAGAUGAUUUCUAGCCGUAACCACCUAAAGAAACAUUCAUGGUGGAAUUUUAUCUUGUAUUCUUCAAACAAAAAAUAUGAAAAUGUACAUGGGGAUGGGUGAAACGAAUUUUAUUUACGACCUUUCACAUCCUAAAUUGUUCGUUCCUAGGUCUCAUGAGAACGAGAAUGUAUAUAUCGUUGCCAAGAUUGAUACCUAUAUAUACCAACAGCGGGAUGGGUUCUAGAUUUAGCUGAGCUGGCUUGAGCAGAUCGUGGGUGCACCUUUCCAUGAUCAAUUUGAGAUCUGUUUCGUAACUACUCAUGAGUUCUAUAAGUAUAUGUUCACAUAACUCAGAAACCUAAGGCAUCGUGGUCUUCUAUGUCAAUUUCAGUUUCCACCUAAUCACUACAAAUUUCAGAUGUUUCCAUCUACGUACACCGAUUCUUAUUCCUCCAUGGAUGGAGUAACGCACAAACUUUAAACUUGAAGUAGUCCGAGUUUGGGAACCAUGUACUUCAAUUUAAAGCUAUAACUUUGCGGUUAUUGUUUUUGCCUAAGGUGCACGCAUACAGCAGAUUGUUGCAACAUAUUAAUUGCCAUAUUCUUCCAGUGCAAAUCUGCCUUUUUUGAUUGAAAAUGUGUUCCCCCCCCCCCCCAAAAAAAAACAAAUCAACGAAGAAUACUAAAAAAUAGAUGCCUGCCAGUAUAGGCAUGAAAGGUUGUUGGCUUGUAAAUGAUGUGCUUAGGCAUUAACGUAUUUGUACAUGUAAAUGGAAUUCAUAAUUUCCGCGUCAGAAACGUCUAGCAAAAGAGAGAACAUUACGAUACGUUCAGCUAAACGGUUAGCUAAACGGUGCCCUUGGAUAAAAUUAGCAUGAAACUGUUUUUAUUGGGAUCCCCAAUUUCAUACAAAACACAAAAAUGCCGAUCAUGUUCUGUAUACGCGUUACACGACGAAACGGCGUUACAAAAAAAAAUCUAAUGUCUGAUACUGUGUAAUAAAAGCAAUUAUCAUCUCCCACUCGAUCAGAAACAUACGCCCUCAGUAACACUAACAAGUGAAACUAGAGCUAGUGUUUGUAACUGAGCAACCACAGAGCUGUUCCUAAAAUGUUAUUGAUUGUCUAUAAUUGACAGUGCAUGAUGGUUUAAUAAAUUAUCGAAAAAAAAAAAAACCAGACACUUUAUGUAUUGUCAAAACUAAACUUCGGG